This is a messenger RNA of Brettanomyces nanus, 1638 nucleotides long. RefSeq lists its product as uncharacterized. The record is from RefSeq and is a predicted model, not a curated record. The transcript has a single exon. Lineage: Eukaryota; Fungi; Ascomycota; Pichiomycetes; Pichiales; Pichiaceae. Gene Ontology annotation, cellular component: plasma membrane. Gene Ontology annotation, molecular function: carbohydrate:proton symporter activity. Gene Ontology annotation, biological process: carbohydrate transport; transmembrane transport. Bases 1 to 1638 code for a protein of 545 amino acids.
AUGUCUUCGUCCGAAUCUUCAUCGCAUAUGGCAUCUCUAUUCUCUGAGAGCUUUAGCUCUCAUGAGCAGAAAAAUAAAAAGGAACGCGGUUUUGAGAUGACAUUUAAGAGGUCUCUACCUGCUACUCCCGAAGAAGAGUUGCCGGCACCAUUUCCGGAAGUUGAAUCCAAUAAAGCAGCCUAUAUAGCAGCCACAAUAACGAGUUUAUUAAUCAGUUUGGGAGGAUUCCUUUUUGGCUGGGACACGGGAACAAUUUCCGGCAUUGUUGUGAUGCCUGAUUUCCUUGAGAGGUUUGCAGACUGGAAAACAUCAACUCAAAGUUAUGCAUUCUCAGUUGUUAAAACCGGCUUGAUCGUGUCUAUUUUCACGCUAGCUGCUGCACCUGGGGGACUUACUCUUGGUAAACUCGGUGACAAAUUUGGCAGAAAGAAAGGAUUAUUCGUUACUUUAGUGUUCUACAUGGUUGGUGUUGUCGUCCAGAUUUCAUCAAAUUCCUCCUGGAUUCAAUUUUUCUUUGGUAGAAUUCUUACUGGUAUGGCAGUUGGUUCAACCUUGGUUAUUUGUCCUAUAUUUAUUUCCGAAGUGUCUCCAAAAGCUAUCAGAGGAACAUUGGUUUGCUUGUUUCAACUCUCGGUGACACUUGGAAUUUUUAUCGGUUAUUGUGUCUGCUACGCUAGUUACCAUAAUUAUGAUGACUCCCGCCAGUGGAGAAUUCCCAUAGGGCUAGAUUUUGCUUGGGCUUUGAUUGCAAUUGCAGGAUUGGUUUUUGCACCCGAGUCUCCAAGAUAUCUCAUUCAAAAUGGCAAUUUGGAAAUGGCUCAGAAGUCCAUAUCUCGUAUUAACAAAGCACCCGAAAACUCCAUCAUAGUUCUUACUGAAAUGAACAAUUUAAUUGAAGCUAUUGAUGCAGAGAAACAGGCUGGUAAGGCCUCAUGGAGAGAUUUGGUCACUGGCCAUCCGAAGAUAGCUUACAGGCUCAUAAUGGGCAUUGUGUUGGAUUCAUUGCAGGUUUUGUCAGGAAAUACUUACUUUUUCUACUAUGGAACUUCGACGUUUAAAUCUGUUGGUCUAACCGAUGGCUUCAUGACUUCGAUAAUUCUUGGAUUGGUUAAUUUUGUCUCGACGUUUGGCUCACUUUACGUUAUAGACCAUCUUGGUAGAAGGAAGAGUCUAAUUCUUGGUUCUGCAGGCAUGCUAGUCUGCUUGAUAGUUUACUCGUCUCUUGGCGUCAAGAGCUUGUACCCAGAAGAGUACGGUGUGGAUCCUAAUAGCACAGUUGGCGACUUGAUGAUUCUUUUCUGCUGCCUUUACAUAUUUUCAUUUGCCACUACAUGGGGACCUGGAAUUUACGUUAUUCUAGGCGAGUCAUACCCUAUAAGAGUCAGAUCGCAGGCUAUAGCCAUAGCUACAGCUGCCAACUGGAUUUGGGGCUUCCUCAUUGCAUUUUUCACACCUAUGAUUACCAAUGUGAUCCAUUUCGCGUAUGGAUUUGUCUUCGCCGGUCUUGAAGCAUUUGCCAUUGUCUACGUUUAUACAUGUGUGCCCGAAACCAAGGGAAUACCAUUGGAGGACGUGGAUGAAAUGUAUGCUAAUUUCAAACCGGGCUUAGCCUUCAAAUCGAACGAUGGCAAAAUAUAA